AUGUUUUUCCCUGAAUAGGAAUACAAAACAAGUACUAAAGUAUUUCUAUACCAUAUAAUUUAGAGUGAAGAUGAAUUAAAGAAGUUAACUUUGGAAGAAGAUUUAAAUGAAUGUUAAAGAUCCUAUUAUAUAUUAACUAAAGGAUAAUAAUUGUAAAAGAAAGCUGUAUUAUUUAUCUUAUUUUUAGAUAUAUUCUAAUUUACAUAAAAUUCUUAAAGAACCUAAUGCUUUUGAAUUUCUCUUUUAAGUUAUAAUGUAAUAAUUUUAUUUUUACAUUUUUAAGAGAAGAAAUCUAAUAACAAGAAGAAGACAAUUAAAUUAUUGCUGCUAAAUCUCUAUAAAAGUUAAUAAAAUAAAAUUCAUUAUCAAUUCAUGAACUACUAUAAAUCUAUGAUUUGACAACUCAAAUAUUAAAAAUUUGGUCAUUGCCAGUUUUAAAUGAAUGGAUAUAAACAAUGGAUACUCUUUUAAGAACUAUUGGUAUUAGCAACAUUCUCAUUCCAGUUUAAUAAUUGAUUUUACUAUUAACUGAUAGUUCUUAACCAACAAUAUCUCGUUAAAGUGCUGCCAAACUUAUAGGUACAUUAGCAUAAGUAAAUUAAUAUUUUAUAUACAUUCUAAGCUUCUUGGAAAUGAAAUUAAAGGUCCUAUAUUAGAUAGAUCUAGAAAUUUAUGUUCAGAUCAUGAUAAGGAAAUUCGAUUCGUUAUGGCUGACCAUGUUUUAAUUAAAGUUUGUUAAUCAAUUUCAAGUGAUUUAAUAGAAUGUUAUUUAAUGGAAAAAAUUAUGGAACUCUAUUAUGAUAUAGAUUAGACUGUUAAAAGUGCCGGUAUGAAGUUAUUUUUUACUAUUGCAAAUAAUUUAUCAGUAGAUGAAAUUAAAAAUAGAUGUACUAAAUUAUUUAUCGAUUCAAUAUAAAGUCAAAAUGAGGAAAGUAAAUAAGUUAUGUCUAAAAUGUGUGGACGAGUAUUUCAUUUAGUAUUUUUAUAUAAUUAUCUCUAUCUAGAUCAAAGAUCAUUUGAAUUCAAAUUAACUCACACUUUUUUUAAACAUAUACCUAACAUAUGCUAAAAGUAAAAAUAUUGAAAUAAGACUCAAUUUUAUAAGUAACUUUCCUGCUCUUUUAUCUCUUGCAUCCAAGAAAUUUGAGUACUUUUAAGAACCUUAUUUACAAUGUUGCAAUGAUAACACUGAAGUUCUUAGUAGAACUAUAAUUAAUUCUUUUCAUGAAGUAGUACUACUUUCUGAAAAUACAGAUAUUUUGCUAUAGGUUUUUAUUAACUUUAUGAAAUCAAAAAAUUAAACAAUAUUGGAAAUCUUACUUUUAAGAUUUGCCUCUAUUAUAAACUCUUUUCAAAAAUAAGUAUUAUGUUAAUAAUAUGCUUAGUUAGUAACAACCACAACUUUGCCAACCAGCACUUGA
Messenger RNA from Paramecium sonneborni, 1421 nucleotides. Lineage: Eukaryota; Ciliophora; Oligohymenophorea; Peniculida; Parameciidae. The record is from the annotation of a GenBank genome assembly.